This is a messenger RNA of Hippocampus zosterae (dwarf seahorse), 3059 nucleotides long. It is a transcript of the gene camk1b, whose product is annotated as calcium/calmodulin-dependent protein kinase Ib. Lineage: Eukaryota; Metazoa; Chordata; Actinopteri; Syngnathiformes; Syngnathidae. Gene Ontology annotation, molecular function: calcium/calmodulin-dependent protein kinase activity; ATP binding; calmodulin binding. The transcript is spliced from 12 exons. The record is from RefSeq and is a predicted model, not a curated record. The coding region runs from base 182 to 1339 and encodes 385 amino acids. Gene Ontology annotation, biological process: peptidyl-serine phosphorylation. Gene Ontology annotation, cellular component: intracellular anatomical structure.
GAUCCACCGCAGAUUGGCGCGUAACUAUCGCCACCCCCUCGUGAGUAGCUCCGCCCUUCGGCUGCGAGAGGUAAGCGGUGGGCGAGGCGGCUGCUUGGUGGAUAGACGCGCGCUGAGCUCGUACACCGGACCCCUCUCGCUGUCACGCCGCAGUAUCGUUUCUGACCGAAACAACAAGAAGAUGCCGCUGGGUGACGACUGCCAUAGCUGGAAGAAGAAAACAUCGGAUGUGAAGGAACAUUAUGACUUCAAAGAUAUCCUUGGAACGGGAGCCUUCUCUGAGGUGGUCUUGGCAGAGGAGAAAAGGACCCAAAGGUUGGUGGCCAUCAAAUGCAUCCCUAAGAAGGCGUUAGAAGGCAAGGAGAACAGCAUCGAGAAUGAAAUCGCAGUGCUGCACAAGAUAAAACAUGCCAACAUUGUGACUCUGGAAGAAAUAUUUGAGAGUAAAUCACACCUGUACCUUGUCAUGCAGCUGGUGUCUGGUGGGGAAUUGUUUGACCGCAUCAUAGAGAAGGGCUUCUACACAGAGAAAGAUGCUAGUAAACUCAUUCAGCAGAUUCUGGAUGCUGUCAAAUACCUCCAUGACAUGGGAAUCGUGCAUCGAGACCUCAAGCCAGAGAAUCUGCUUUACUACAGCAUGGAGGAAGACUCCAAAAUCAUGAUCAGCGACUUCGGGCUGUCUAAAAUUGAAGGCUCUGGCAGUGUGAUGUCCACAGCCUGCGGAACUCCCGGAUAUGUCGCGCCUGAGGUUCUGGCCCAGAAGCCUUACAGUAAAGCAGUCGACUGCUGGUCCAUUGGAGUCAUCGCCUACAUUCUGUUGUGUGGUUACCCACCAUUUUACGACGAGAACGACUCCAAACUCUUUGAGCAGAUCCUGAAGGCAGAAUACGAAUUUGAUUCGCCCUACUGGGACGACAUCUCAGAUUCGGCUAAAGACUUCAUAGUCCACUUGAUGGAGAAAGAGCCCAAUAUACGUUACACCUGUGAGCAGGCCCUGCAGCACCCAUGGAUUGCAGGAGACACUGCGCUCGACAAGAACAUCCAUGAGUCUGUCAGUGCACAGAUCAAGAAAAACUUUGCCAAAAGUAAAUGGAAGCAAGCAUUCAACGCUACAGCGGUGGUCCGCCACAUGAGGCGUCUUCAGCUGGGCACCAACAAUGAAGGACCCAACCAAGCAACCCUGACGAGCCCGUGCCGGGCUCACCUGCUGAUCCCAGGAGAGGACCCUCAACAUGAAGAGUCUUGUGGGGAGGCAGGGUGCUCCCAGGCACUGGAUGGGGACGGCAUGGACCCUCUGUCCAGCUGUACCUACCGCUGCCACCCGACCAGCCGGGUGUGAUCCGUGUGGUGCCUCACUGCCUCGUCUACCCCAGUGAUUUUUUUUUUUGCCAUUUUAAACCCCCUCGGUGAAACCAGAGGCUGUGACUCCCUCACGCCCCUUCAUGUCUGGUUCGGAAUGAGGUAUCGUUUUGACCUCUCGCCUGCAGGGGGAGCAAGUCUGUCCAGUCUGGGAAGCAAGGAGAUUCAGAUUCAGAAAAUGGGGUGAUUGAUUAUUAUGAUGACUAGUUGUCAGACUGGACGGGUAGUUUGGGCUACGAGAAUUCAAAGUAAAGAGAGGAGGACUGUUUCUUUCCAAUGCAGGACAGAGCCGAGACUAUUAUUUGGACGCAGCCUCCGUUUGCUGUUGUUGCAAUUUGUUUUGUGUUAUUUGUGCAUGAUCUGAAGAGAGAACCCCUGAGCAUGUUUUAACUUUAAAAUAUGCCCUCUUUUUGUUGUUUGCGGAGGAUGGGUUGACAUUGACAAAAGCCUUUCCGAUAUCUUUUUGAAAUCUUUUGAAUGUAACAGAGUCCAAUUUACCGGUAAUAGUACUGCAGAGUGAACACAGAUCUGUCUGCUUUGAGACACUCUGUGACCUUUAUGCAAAACUCCAUCCGUCCCUAUGUAGCCUUUUAUGAGAUUUUUAUGUAUAAAUGUGCGCGUGCGUGCGUGUAAAUGUGGUGUUUCCAUGCAACUGUGGCAAAGGCUUCCUUCCCCUUUGGCUUCUUUCAAGCUCUUGAACCAGGUGAGCACAGGGAACUUUGUCUAUGGUGCCUUUAGGGUUUACAGUGUGAACGAUUUAUUUUGGGCGGGAGCUUCUCAAGUGUGUCUAUCUGCACAGUCUUCAUGUGUUACAUUUUUGAUUAUUUUCUAUAUUCGCUACAACUACGCCAGUUUGACCGUUUUUUAUUUAAAAUCCAGGUGAAUUGUAAUCAGACAGUUAAAGUUACGCGAGCCUGAAGAUAGAAGUAUGGGUGCAAAAGAAUACAUAUACUGUAUGCAUCUAGCAAUGUGUACUGUCAACAUACGUCAUCUUUUUUUGCCCCUCGUUCUUUAUUUGGAGCCUUUUAAAAAAAACAACUUCUCGUACAUUGAAGAAUGUCAAUAUGCGUCAUUAUUUUUUAUUUCCUCACCACUCUCUGGUGUUGUCGUGAAUCCUGUAAUGUGAGUGGCUAGGUAUUGAAUGCGCUCCUUAUGAGGAGUUUUAAUGCACAUUAUUCUUCGAGAUGUUUAAAUGCGCCAAAAAUAUCCGCCUGAUGUGGCAGCGUGCAAAUCCGUUGUGAGUAGUCACCGUGAGGUCAGCGCUGGAGGGAACUAGUGAGAAACCGUGCCGAAAAACUUAAUGAUGUUGCUUCAAAUGAAAAUGCUAUCGCUUUAUUCAGCAUUUCUGUCAAGUAAGGUAACGUGGCCGUGUUUUUGGACAGUGAACUGUAAAAUGUCGACUGUAUUUUACAGCGUUUCCAAAAGUGAACUUCGCUUAUGUAUUCUGAAAUUGACUUGAUUGACAAAGGGGAAAUAUAACAUGGAAUUCUUUUUUUUUCAAAGCGCUCUGAUGUUCUGAGCUCUUGUUGUCAUGCCAGUGUUGUGUUGUGCAGGAUGAUGUCACGUUAUUGUUCUUCAGACCAAAAGCUAGUCGAGACUCAAUCAACAGCAGCGUGCUGUCUCACUUUUGGUUGAGUCUGUUUCAAGCAGAAUUCUUAACAGUCAAUUAAUCCACUGAUUAUCCCAAAUGCACCCCACCC